Elaeis guineensis (African oil palm) is the source of this 3057-nucleotide messenger RNA. Its product is annotated as cadmium/zinc-transporting ATPase HMA2. NCBI's taxonomy places the organism in Eukaryota, Viridiplantae, Streptophyta, Magnoliopsida, Arecales, Arecaceae. Gene Ontology annotation, biological process: monoatomic cation transport; transmembrane transport. Gene Ontology annotation, molecular function: ATP hydrolysis activity; metal ion binding; ATP binding. The record is from RefSeq and is a predicted model, not a curated record. Gene Ontology annotation, cellular component: membrane.
AUAUGUAACUCUCCGAGUCGCCGGUAGUCUCCACUUUUUUUUCAUCGGGAUUAGGAAAGGAAGAAGGCGGCGGCGGAGCCUCUUGGGUUUCUCCUCCUCGCCACCCACCCCACCAGGUUGCGCAUCAGUCCACAAGUGAGGCCAUCGGCUCAAUCCGACAACGGCGACAAGGCUCCUCGUUUCCUCCCGUCUCGACGGUCUCGUCUCCUCACCAGUCCAGCCUUCGGCGAAAAGAUCCUGCCCGCCACCAUACCUCGGGUUGCCAGUGUCACAAAAAAGAAAAUGACAGAUGACAUCGAGGCCAAACUCCCAUCUGCCAUGCAGAAGACCACCUUCACAGUGUUGGGCAUCUGCUGUGGUUCAGAGGCAGCACUAGUACAUAAGAUAUUGAAUCCUCUUGAAGGAAUUGAGAAUGUCUCAGUCAAUGUCUUGGCGAAAACUACAACUGUUAUCCAUGAUCCAUCUGAAAUUUCAGCUUCUCAAAUAGUCAAUGCUCUUAACAAGGCUAAGCUGAAAGCUGGAAUUCGGGAGCUUGGGCAAGUCAAGACCAGAAAGCAAUCAUGGCCAAAUGCAAACGUAAUAGCCUCGGGAGUGCUUCUCCUUGUGGCCAUGUUCAGCUACAUCUACCAACCACUGAUAUGGGUUUCACUGGCAUCGAUUGCUAUUGGAAUUCCAGGCAUCCUGCGACGCGGCAUAGCUGCUCUAGGCCGCUGUAUGUUAGAUAUUAAUGUCCUCAUGGUGAUUGCGGUGUUUGGUGCUGUCGGACUUGGAGAUUACCUGGAGGGAGCCUCAGUAGUUUUCCUCUUCGCAUUUGCACAGUGGCUGGAAGCAAAGUCAAGUGACAAGGCCCAAGCUUCAUUGGAGUCACUAAUGAAUUUGGCACCCCGUACGGCAGUUAUUGCAGAGACUGGUGAGACACUCGAUGUGAAAGAUAUUAGAAUCAAUACACUUGUUUCAGUCAAAGCAGGAGAACGUGUGCCUGUUGAUGGGGUUGUGGUGACUGGAGGAAGCACCAUAGAUGAAAGUAGUUUGACUGGAGAGUUCAUGCCAGUGGAUAAGGAAGUUGGUUCAAAGGUAUGGGCUGGAUCAGUAGUCCUAACAGGGUUCAUUAAUGUGGCAACAAAGGCAUUGGAAGAGGACUCUGCUGUUGCUAGAAUGGUGAAGCUCGUGGAGGAUGCUCAGAGUCAACGUUCAAACAUAGAAGCGUUCAUAGAAAAAUUUGCCAAGUAUUAUACACCAGGUGUUGUCUUGAUAGCUGCAGGAAUUGCUGUAGUACCAUGGGUACUAAGUUUUCAAGAUGUUCACCAUUGGAUCUAUUUAUCACUAGUCUUGCUUGUAGUUGCGUGCCCAUGUGCGCUGGUGAUCUCUACUCCAGUAGCCAAAGUGUGUGGCCUCUCUGCAGCUGCCAAGAUGGGUCUUAUUAUCAAGGGUGGGAAUCACUUGGAGGCUUUAGCAAAAAUAAAAGCAAUAGCAUUUGAUAAAACUGGAACACUAACAGAAGGAGCCUUCGAGGUUGUGGACAUGCAAUUGGUGGAACAAAAGAUAGAUAUUAACCACAUGUUUUACUGGAUUUCGAGUCUGGAGAAUCUGUCCAGCCAUCCCAUAGCAAAAGCUCUAGUAGAAUAUUCAAGGUCCCAUGGUAUCCAACCUAGUAGAGAAGUGAAGGAGUUCAGAAUAAUCCCCGGAGAAGGCAUUUCUGGAUAUGUAGACGAUUGCUUAAUCCAAAUUGGCAAUGCACAACUAGCCUUUCGCAAUGGAUGGCUAUCAGAGAAUGAGUUUUAUAUCAAUGAAGCAGGCAUAACAGUCGGAUAUGUGGGGAUGGACAAUCACUUCAUUGGAUACUUUCGCCUUGGAGAUCAAGUUCGUGGAGAAGCUGCACAAGCUGUACAUGAACUACAGAAACAAGGGAUCGAAGUGACUAUUCUGACUGGUGACUCAAAAGCAGCAGCAGAACUCAUCCAGAAACAAAUUGGAGAAAAUAUAAAGGUGGAAGCCAGUUUGGCACCUGAAGAUAAGAUGAAAAAAAUUGCAGAGCUUAAAGAGAAGUGGGGUCUGACAGCGAUGGUCGGGGAUGGAAUCAACGAUGCUCCGGCACUCGCAGCAAGUGAUGUUGGAAUAGCUAUGGGUGUUGCAGGAUCAGCAGUGGCAACCGAAACUGCAGAUGUUGCACUCAUGUCAAAUGAUCUACGGAAGAUACCUGAAGCUGUGAAGCUAGCAAAAGCUGCUUUGAGGAAGAAUUACCAGAAUGUGGCUCUGUCCUUGGCUGUGAAACUACUCUUCUUUGGUUUGGCAUUUGGAGGGAUGCCUUCUCUUUGGGCUGCUGUGGUGGCUGACAUGGGCACUUGCCUUGUGGUUAUCUUCAAUAGCAUGCUCUUACUACAGAAGGAUAAGAAAGGAGGAAGCAGUACUUUUGACAAAGCCUCAGAACAGCUGUAUAUCAGGGUUGAACCUGGGUUGGACUCCGGAUGCAAUAGAACCCUUCAGGGGAACUUGGAAGGGUUGCAUGAACCCUUGCUGCCACCAAAGGAAAAAGAAGAAAAGGAGGAGCGUCCACGUUCAUGUUGCAAGGGUUGCUGUGGAGGAGCAAAAGGAAAAGAAGCUGAUUUUAAGUGAUGAAGAUGAAAGCAGUGAUCUGUAACAUGAAUUAUUUGGUUAAGACAGAACUUUAAUCUCUCUUAGCUCUGCAACUGCUUUGGAAGGUUAGGAGCAAGGGCAGAGUAGUGAAACGAUGAUGAUAGGAUAUAAAUCUGAAUUAGGGCCUUUUCGGCUAUUCCAACGGGAUAGAGCCGAAAAUCCAAUAGGAUUUAUAGGUUGGGCCGUCCAUUUAAGCAUGGCUCCAUAUCAACCACAUUUCGUCCAGCCAAAUCUUGGGGGAAGAAAAAAUUCUGCAGCUUGAAGGCUGGGAUUUGGGAUGGAUUUGUACAUGCUUGUAGAAAGUGCAAUCUAGAUGGGCCAACAGGCCUGAAUCUUGUUAGAUUUCGAUCUAAUCCUAUUAGAAUACCCAAAAUAUGUCCUUAUUUCCAUAUAUAUACAUAUUUAAAAGAUUUUUUUUUCUUU